AGGUGCAGAGAAGAAAACCGUGGUACCGGCGAACGGGACGAUUCAAUGCACGCUGAGCGCUCGGCCGGAGCGCAGGCGAUCCACGAGCAACCGUUCCAGCCUGAGUUUGCGCUGGGUACCGGGUACCGGUGGAAACGAACGAAAGAAUUCCCUCGGGAAUCACGGGGAACGAGUGCGACGAUUCGCGAGGAAGACACUGGUUUCAUUCAAAUCAAAGAGGGAAGAUGACACGACACGUUCUACCCUUAUUCUUGCUGCUCUUGGCCAUCCAGUUGGAGGAAUUCUUCCCUUGGAAGCGAGCUCCAACUUUCGCUGACGCAAGGAUGGAAGCGCAGUUCGAGAAAUGCUGCGGCCUGGGCACCUCGUGGGCCAUAGAAGGGCUCGGGUGUGAAAAGUUCACGGGCCCAGUAUCUGGGGUGCCAACAGUGGAGCAAGGUCUCUGCUUGGAGGCUGUAGACAUUUGUUGCGUGAGAGCGUAUCACGAACGACAAUGCGAGAAAGGGAAGUCGGAUGCACGUGCUGGUUUAGCAUGUGUCUCCGGCACCAGCACCAAAGCGAAACGCACAGGACCAGGCGAUUAUCAUCGCGACUGCUGCGAGGCUUGCAAAUUAGGUAUUUUAACCGGGUCCAUGGGCCAGGGAUGCUCAUUUAAAAGGUUCACGUUCGGUAUCCCAUGGGAUCCAGCAUUUCUGGAGUGUUGCUACGAGGCGUCACCUACGACCACAACAAUGCUCACUUCGGAUUCUACGAACGCAACCUCGACAAGUGAGAGCACUGAAACGUCUCCUUUAUCGUCUCCUUCGUCAUCUUCUUCGUCGUCUUCUUCGUCGUCGUCCUCGUCGUCGUCUUCGUCGUCGUCUUCUACGUCCUCCACCCAGACGACAUCAGACAUUUCAAUUCCUACACCACCUCUGGACGACAUCUGCCAAAUUAUGAAGGGAUUGUUGUGUUCCGAUAUUUGCAUUCCUACGCCAGGAUCUUAUUAUUGCAAAUGCCGAGAAGGUUUCACUUUAUUAGAGGACGGGAAAACUUGCAGACAAGAUUUACCGUCCGACAGAUGCAAAACGAGUAACCCGUGCGAGCAACGAUGCACAGACAACGGAGUGGCAGUGACAUGUAGCUGCGAUCCUGGUUAUGUUUUAGCGAACGAUAAACAUUCUUGCAUUCCCAAGUCAGACGAGAAGAACACCACUGAACCAGAUGAGAACAUCGAUGCGUUACCGAUUUGUCCACCGGGCUAUCGUUACAACGCUACCAAUCAGGUCUGCGAUGAUGUGAACGAGUGUAUUGAAAAAGGUCUGUGUCCUGGACAGUGUGAAAAUACUAUAGGGUCUUACGUGUGCGUGUCAAAAGAUAUGCUCAACAAUGUACCGUACGAAGAUUGUCCACCUGGGUACCAAUGGGAAUCUGUCACUGGUCUUUGCACAGAUAUCGAUGAAUGUGUUAUAUUAUCAGAAGCAUGUCCCGCUGACAAAAGCUUUUGCGUUAACACCCAAGGAAGUUUCAGUUGUCUCGAAAUGAAAGGAACAAAAUCCUGUCCCGCCGGGUUUAAGUUCGAUUCGUUAUCGCUACAAUGUAAAGAUGUAGACGAAUGCGCAGAAGGUCUUCACAGUUGCCUCGAGGACAGCGAGGAAUGCAGGAACACCGAAGGGGCUUAUGAGUGUGACAUAAAAUGCAGGAAAGGUUUCACCUACAGUAUUAAUUUAGGCGUUUGUAUCGACGUGGACGAAUGUGUCGAGGCAAAUAAUGCUUGCCCAGAAUUAAAUACCAUAUGCAGAAAUACGAUAGGCGGCUACGAGUGUACACCGGCGAACAAUUCAUUGCCGCGACAUUCCCUUGACCAAAAGACGGAACCGUCCACUUGUCUCGCGGGUUACAAGCCGGCAGAUAAUCUUAAAGAAGCUUGCAUCGAUGUCGACGAGUGCAAGGAGCAGGUGCACUCCUGCGAACCAAACGAGGAGUGUAUCAACGAAAUUGGCAGUUACAGGUGCGAAGUAUUAAGCGAGGAAGAUACAGAUUCGGAUGAGGACGAAGAAGAUAAUAGUUUCUCAUCUACCAAAGACUACGAACAUCAAGUUAUUGUUCCCCAGAAACCAAUGCUUCCAGCUGUAAAUCGAAGCAUGGAUUGCCAAUCAGGAUUCACAUUUGAUCAACGAAGUCUGGCUUGUAUUGAUGUUGAUGAAUGUAGCAAUGGUUUGUCGAACUGUGGAAUCGGUGAACAGUGCGAGAAUUUCGAGGGCGGUUAUAGAUGUUCUCCAGUGUGUCCUCCAGGUUUCCAAGCACGUAACAACACUGAUUACUCUAACAGAAUAAAUGUACUUUGUCAUGAUAUAAACGAGUGUGUACUCGAGUUACACUCUUGCAACACUACAACACAUUAUUGCGUUAAUACGAACGGUUCCUACUUUUGCGACACAAGAACGACGACGACAACCAUAACGCCCCUUUACAAUGCAAGGCACAUUAAAAUGCAGGACGAUUACUGGCGGCAUCAGCUCAUGGAUCGUUUCUCAUCCCCGAAGUCAUGCGAGCGUGGUUACACGAAAGACUUGACAACCGGGGAAUGCGUAGACGUCGACGAGUGCGCUGGCGGUCCGGGUUGCCGAGAGCACGAGCAGUGCCACAACACACGCGGCGGCUACGAGUGUUCGCCGCUGUGCACCGCUGGCUGGUAUUGGAGUCCGCAGACGAAAGGUUGCCAGGACGUGGACGAGUGCCUUCUAGGUAGGCACGACUGUCCUCAAGGAACACAUACAUGCGUGAACACAAACGGUUCUUUCCUCUGCGAAUUGAUACAUCCUUGUAGCGACGGCUUCAAGCGCGCCUACAAUGGCAGCUGCGUCGAUCUCGACGAAUGUUUGGAGAACCAACACACUUGUCGAUUAGAGCUGCACCAGUACUGCGUGAAUAAAAACGGCAGCUACGAGUGCUUAACGAGAUUACCCUCGUGCCAGCUGGGAUUCGAGUACUCGCUGGCCAGCAGACGGUGCGAGGACGUCGACGAAUGUAGCACUGGCCAAUACAAGUGCGACUCGAGGUUCUCGGAGAGGUGCGUCAACCUGCCAGGCUCCUAUAGGUGUGAAAGACCUGUGCCAUCGGGUCAGCGUCAACGUCAGAGGCCAGCCUGUCCUUUGGGUUAUAGAUACAACCCUCGAUUAAGAAGAUGCGCAGACAUCGACGAGUGCGAGGAUCCGAACAUAUGUAACGGUGAUGUCUGCUAUAAUCAGCCGGGCAGCUACACUUGCGCGAAGGCACCGGCACCGAUCACCAGGAAACCGGCCAUGUUGCCGUCGUCGGCGAACCAGAAAUGCCCCGACGGCACGAAAUUCGUCAGGAAUCGCGGUUGCAUUGACAUUGACGAGUGCCGCGAAGUGGAGGACGCGUGCAGCAGUAACGAGGACUGCGUUAAUACGGUGGGCAGCUACGUUUGUAAUUGCAAAAUUGGCUUCAAACGUGACAAUCUGACUCAGGCUUGCGUGGACAUCAACGAGUGCCAAAUACAGGAAGACAGUUGUCUUUCAACGCAAAGGUGCGACAACACAAUAGGAAGUUACACCUGCACGCGGUUCUUGCCGUGUGGUACGGGAUACACUUUAAAUGCUGCAACCGAGAUAUGCGAGGAUGACGAUGAAUGUGUUCUUGGCACUCAUGACUGCGGCGAAGGCUACCAUUGCAGAAACACCCUUGGUUCUUACCGAUGCGAUCGUAAUCCACGAAUGCCGCACGCGCAGCCACGAAUCGGAGCAAUGACAACGUCGACGACAACGACCACAACCACUACUGUAGCACCGGUGACACUUUCGUUAACACCCGAAGGACCGCACAAUUGUCCACGCGGAUUUAUGCUUGGCAAUGGGAACAAAUGCGUUGACAUAGACGAGUGUCAGGAAGGUGUGAACCCUUGUCGCAGAAGCUUCCAAUAUUGCGUCAACACUAUUGGGUCCUACAGGUGCACAUCGAGAGUGAUAUGCAGCAACGGAUACACUUUGGACCCAGUGUACGGGCAACACUGCGUGGACAUAAACGAGUGCGCGGAUGGCAGUCACAAAUGUUCACCCGGACAAACUUGCGAAAACAAGAUGGGCGGUUACAUGUGCAAGUGUCCUCCUGGGCACGUCAACGGACCGAAUAACGAUUGCAUUGACAUCGACGAGUGCAGCAUCUACGGUAACAUAUGUGGAACGAGGAGUCGCUGUGAAAAUACCAUCGGCUCUUUCCGGUGUGUUUGUCAAGAUGGCUUCGAGAAUGUCAAUGGCUUUCAAGGAGUUUGCGAAGAUAUCGAUGAAUGUCAGCGCACUCCUGGCUUAUGCCAGCACAAAUGCGUGAACAUCUGGGGUUCGUACAGAUGCGUCUGUAACCCUGGAUUCAGAUUGAGCGCCGACAAUCGAUCCUGCACGGACAUCGACGAAUGCACGGAGUUUAAAAAUAAUAAUCUGUGUAUUGGACUCUGCGAGAACACGCCAGGAAGCUACACUUGUAAAUGUCCUAAUGGCUACAGACUUGGAUACGACGAAAGGAGCUGUGAAGAUAUCGACGAGUGCGCGUCGGGAACUGUGUGCAGAUCACCGGAAGAGAUUUGUCUGAAUACUAGGGGUGGCUAUCGUUGCAACAGGAUUAACUGUCCCGCAUCAUAUCAUCAAGACCCUGAGAGAAAGAACCGAUGCGUUCGAAGUAGACAUUGCCAUGCUGCUGACCCGUCCUGUAUCAGGUCACCGUUACAUUACUCGUACAAUUUCAUCACGCUCGUGAGCAUGUUGCCAGUUUCGCCAAAUAAAUCGGAGGAAUUGUUUAAAAUGAAGGGGUAUCCUGCGCCAAGGUCAACGAUGCAGUUCAGCAUGGCGUUCCUGGAAGCCCGUGCUCCGCCCGGAGUGCAGCGUGCAACAGAAUCCUGUUUCGCAUUGAGGAGAACGACGCAAACCAGUGUUGUACUAGUAAUGACGCAAAGCAUACAGGGUCCUCAGGAUAUCGAACUCGAUAUAACCAUGGAGGUUUACUAUGGCGCAAUGUUCACAGGAAGCGCGGUGGCGAAAGUUUUGAUCUUCGUUUCUGACUACGAAUUUUGAAGAACCUCUCGAUGUUUUCUUAUGCAAAUUAACACGUUGAAUACCGCACGAUUUCAUACAGCAAAAUACACGAAACGGAAGAAAUAUAAUAUUGAAUCAUUCGAUUGAAUUGUAUUAUUAUUAUUGCAGGUUUAUCUUGUUGAAUGUAACUACAGUAAGUAGUAUUACUAGUAAUACAGAAAGGUUUCCAAAUAAUCGUCGUUUCAUUAAAUGGACUAUAGUAUUCCGAUUUGGUUGGUUAUCGUGACCCCCAUGGCAUUCAACGUGUUAAUACACAGUAGAAUCCUCUAUAACGUGAUUUAAACAAUCGUGAGAUUUUCCGUAAGAAACUGAUAUAAGCGUACGAUUUUGAAGCAAAUUUUCUGUGUUGAAAACAGGUUUUUGCAAAUACUUGCAAUUUCAUUUUAGAUAACUAUAUUUUAGAUGUCAUAUUUCUAUUUGUAAGUCCACAGAAAUGUUUGUUUUCGGAUUGUUCAGUUCUUUGCAUUCGAGUCCGGCGACAAUGGAUGUUUUACGAACAGGGGUUCCGAAGCUAGCGAUUAAGUACGCCAUGUUGUUUAGCUUAGAAAGAAUACAAAUAUAAAGCAGAAUAUUACAGUUGUACGACUAAAAAAGCAGAAAUCUUCACUUAAUAGUUAUUAAUAAAAAAAUUCCUACAAUUUACCUAUGUUUAGGGCGUAACACGGAUUAUUUAAAUUGUGUCAUAGGAGGUUCUACUGUAAUAAUCAAAACAUACUGGGACCAAAAUGUUUCUGCCAAUUUAAAAAGUUGUCCUAAUUCCACGAACCGUUACUGUUAUUAUUAGAAAAAUAUUUUUUGUCAAGAAUUUUUUUAAGUGAAUAACUAUAUUGUUUAUCUUGUGCUCUAAUCGUCUUGAAUUCAUUCUAUAUAAUUAAUUUCAAGGCAGCGGUUACUGUUUUAAUCCUAAGCUACUACUAUUAUUAAAGUUACUACAUUUUAUAAUUGACCGUACUUUAUUACAUCUCGUGUAAAAUUGUUUGUUUCUUGGAAAUAAUUAUUAAAUGAUUUGUCAUAUUUCUAUUUUAUGUACAAAGAACGAUGCUUAGCUUAAGUAAUGUUUAAACCCAUAGCUCUUAUGAAUAUUAAGUUACCAAGUGUUUCAGGAACAGAUGUAAAAAGGAAAUGAAUGAACUGUAACAAAUAGAGCAAGAAUUUUAUAAUGUAUUUUCGGUAAAUAAGUAGUUUUAUAUGUACAUAGGGUAUAUCUAAGAGUGUACACAUAGAAAAAAAACGAAAUAAAAUCACAUUAAUCGUUUUAAAUCAAACUUUUCAGACAGUUGCAUCUCGCAAACGUGUGCCUUAUGAAAGCUGUAGGUUUAUAAAACAUUUCAAUAAUGAAACGUUCAUCUUCACCAUAUCCACUUUUAUCGGUAAUAAUUGUAUUAUGCCUAUGUACACAGGAGAUUCUAAACAAAUGUACCAUAUUUAAUGUGUAACUUUCUGUUCCUUUUAUACGAGUAUCAAAAUAGUCGACAUUAUCACACAAUCAUUUGUAAUUAAGUUUCACGCUCUUAACGGUACAAAUGAACUGCAAUUCUUACGAAUUUGAAAUUCCAAUUGUAAAAUAUUACAUUACAUAUGGUAAAUUCUAAAGAUUCUGCGUGCAUACAUAAAGUAAGAGCAUAUAUGUAUGUAUAUUCUUUGUCACAUAACUAAUCAUUUGAUUUUACUCGCAUAUGAUCGAUAAGUUAACAAAUCUGAGAUCCUUAACAUCAAUUGUCAUUUAAUUACACUAAAUACAGUUGCCUUGAAAAGUAACUAAAUGCUUCUAUCAAUCUAUUUUCAAUAUUACAUGCUAGGGGAUGAUUAUCAUUUUGACACGAACAUAUAAGCAAGUGAAUAGAUAUUUAUUAUCCAAAGUAAGAAAUUAAAAUUUGGAAUUAUGAAUAAUAUUUCUAAAAAAAGGUGCUAAUUUACUUCGCAAAGCAACUGUAUGUGCAAUGUACAUUACAAUAUAACAUAUUGAACAAAAAUAAAAUAUAGUCAGCAGUAUAUAGUUUAAAUCACUCUAGGCAAAUAGAUAUAAUUUGCUGGAAAGUAAGUUGCCUUAUUCAUAAGUGGAUACAUGAAUUAUCUUUAGUGGCAUUAUACUAAAUAUAAUUACAAUACUAGAACCAAUUACAUCAUUGAAAGCUAUAAUACAUUAAUAGCAUCAACAGUGUUGCUAAUGUGCAUCACAACAAGUCAUACAAUAACUUAGAGUGAUAAGGUAAAGAACUCUGUAACUGAGAAGUAAUCUCAUGUUUACUCAAGUUUCAGUUACAAGUGCACUGAUAGCAGCAAAUCGAGAUCUAUUUUCAUGA
Molecule: messenger RNA, 7387 nt
Organism: Nomia melanderi (Alkali bee)
Lineage: Eukaryota; Metazoa; Arthropoda; Insecta; Hymenoptera; Halictidae
Molecular function (GO): calcium ion binding
Source: RefSeq, a predicted model, not a curated record